Molecule: messenger RNA, 789 nt
Organism: Penicillium odoratum
Lineage: Eukaryota; Fungi; Ascomycota; Eurotiomycetes; Eurotiales; Aspergillaceae
Product: vacuolar protein sorting family 37 protein
Exons: 2
Coding region: 1-789 (262 amino acids)
Biological process (GO): ubiquitin-dependent protein catabolic process via the multivesicular body sorting pathway; protein targeting to membrane; protein targeting to vacuole
Cellular component (GO): ESCRT I complex
Source: RefSeq, a predicted model, not a curated record
AUGUCUCAACCAGCAUCGCCCUUUCCUGCACAGUCGUCCUACUAUUCAACCCCGACAAUGGCGAAUCCCACUUUACAUACUGACACUCCUCCCCCUCCACCCCCGAAACCCAGUAGUCACGAGGCAAGCCGAGGAGGCACCCCCCAGAACAUGACUUCCAUACCAGCGCCCCAGCAAACAACCUCGAGCUAUCCAGGAGAUAAUCAAGCAUUCACACAAUCAUCACACUCUCAACCUACCCUCCUCCCUGCGCCACCCACAAUCGCCGAGGGCUGGCUCCCAGAGGUUGUGAAAGACAAAUCAACCCUCGAUCUCCAAUCGAUUCUUCAAGACCCAAGCCUGAUCUCAGCCCUCUCAAGCCACCACCCCUCCCACACCGCGCGCCAACAGAACCUCGAAUCCCUCCUAUCAGUAAACAAGGAGCUCGCAACGCGCGUCCUCGAAAUGCAAAACCAUGUGGCGGAGCUCCGCGCUUCCACGGAAACAAUGCUCCUUCAGCACCAGUCCCUCGAAGUCUCUUGGCGCAAAAAGCAAACGGAGAUGGACGCCGCCUUGGCGCCGUGGUCCCCGAAGGCAUUAUAUCAGCGGUUGAGUGCGGCGAUCGCGGAGCAAGAGGCAGUGUGCCAGGCUGUUGAGGAGAGUUUCAUAGAUGAAGAUCAUCAUGGUCGUGCCACGGAGAAGGAGAUUGCGGAUUGGGUGCGACGGGUGAGGGCUGAAGCGUCGAAGUUGGCGUCACGGAAAGAAGCUAAGGCGCGGUGGGAUGAGGGGAGAGUUGGAGGUUGGCGCUGA